CUUUGGGCAACGAUGAAGGGCCUCAUCUUGGUGGGCGGGUUCGGCACGCGACUGCGGCCACUAACGCUGUCGUAUCCGACCCCACUGGUGGACUUCUGCAACAAGCCCCUAGUGCGCCAUCAGAUUGAAGCUCUGGCGUCUGUCGGCGUUGACGAAGUCAUCCUGGCCAUCAACUACCAGCCCACAGCGAUGCUGGCUGCGUUGGCCACCAUGUCGCAAGAGAUUGGCAUUCGCAUCACGUGUUCUCACGAGACCGAGCCAUUGGGCACAGCUGGUCCUCUUGCGCUGGCCCGCGCGCACUUGGAGGUGCAUCCCGACGACCCGUUCUUCGUCAUCAACAGCGACGUGAUGGCCGACAUGACUGUACUGCCGGAAGCCCUCGCGUUCCACCAAAGCCACGGCGGAGAAGGAACUAUUCUCAUUACAAAGGUCGAAGAGCCGAGCGAAUAUGGAGUCGUGGUCACCGACCCCGAAGGGUCUGGUCAGGUCGACCGAUUCAUUGAGAAGCCCAAGGAAUUUGUUGGCAAUCACGUCAACGCCGGCAUUUACAUCUUGAAUCGCGACGUGUUGGAUCGCAUCGAGCUCCGACCUACGUCCAUGGAGCAAGAGGUCUUUCCGCAGAUGGCAGCAGAAGGCAACCUAUUUGCGAUGCUCAUGCCUGGAUACUGGCAAGAUGUUGGCGAGCCCAAGAACUUUCUCUCAGGCAUGUGUCGGCAUCUGCAGUUUCUGCACUCCCACAACUUGUUGCAGUCGGCCCAUGGUGGCACUACAGUUGGUUUUGUAUUGGUGGUAACGUUACUGCAAAUAGUGUCAUAUUCGCAGGAUAUAUGGACAUAUAUAUAUAUAUACAUAGGACCCCACGGCGACCAUUGGUGAAGGUUGCUUGAUUGGCCCAGAUGUGGUGAUUGGCGCCGGUUGUGUCAUUGAAGACGGUGUGGGGUUAUUCAUGUGUUGAAUAGACCCUUAAGUGCCAUUUUGUUUGGUAGGGGUGCGAUUGAGUCGCACGACGUUGUUGCGGGACGUGACCGUGCGAUCCAACAGUUGGAUUCACAACAGUAUCAUUGGGUGGGGGUCGACGAUUGGCCGAUGGUGCCGCGUGGAAGGACUGACGGUGCUGGGCGAAGACGUGCAAGUAAAAGAUGAAAAGUUCAUCAACGGCGGGCUCGUCUUACCGCAUAAGGCGAUUUCCACAAACAUUCCCGACCCAGGCACCAUUGUCAUGUGAACCAAAUUAAGUGUCGUUGUUGACUUUGUGAAUCAAUACAAGUUGGUGUCGUUA
Molecule: messenger RNA, 1279 nt
Organism: Aphanomyces astaci
Lineage: Eukaryota; Oomycota; Saprolegniomycetes; Saprolegniales; Verrucalvaceae
Exons: 4
Coding region: 13-876 (287 amino acids)
Biological process (GO): GDP-mannose biosynthetic process; cell wall mannoprotein biosynthetic process
Cellular component (GO): cytoplasm
Molecular function (GO): mannose-1-phosphate guanylyltransferase (GTP) activity; GTP binding
Source: RefSeq, a predicted model, not a curated record